ACUAUCGCUGUUUCUAAGCUCUUUUGUUUUCUACACAUUACCAGCACCUAUGUGAUCUGCCUUGGUGUGACAGCUGGUCCUAGCAUGCUUCCUACAAUCGAACUGAGACCAAAUCUGUUCUUAUUUGAAAAGAUCUCAACCCGGUUUGGUAAAGUUGCUUGUGGAGAUAUUGUAGGCUUGCGUGAUCCUCAAGACCCUAGACGCUACUUGACAAAACGUGUGGUUGGAUUGGAGGGUGAUAGUGUUACAUACAUUUCAGAUCCUGAGAACAAUGAUAAGCCUGAGACAACUGUGGUUCCAAAGGGUGGCGUUUGGCUAGAGGGAGAUAACAAGUAUAAUAGCCGUGAUUCAAGAACUUUUGGGCCUGUUCCUUAUGGCCUUAUUCAGGGCAAGAUGUUUUGGAAGAUAUUGCCACUUAAUGAUAUUGGACCUUUCUGGGAUAAAUGAUCUGAAGCAAAGCAUUCAAUCAUGUAAGCUACAAUAUUUGUUCAACAUGACUGUUCAAUUUGGAAGACAAAACCCUACCUGUUUGGACUCUGUCCAACCUUCUCUUUGCGAUUAGGAGUUUACAACCUAGACUUGUGCAUUUUGCUCGGCUAAGAUUCAAAUUGCUACUUUUUUUCUAGUAAAUAUAAGGGAAGUUUAUCUUCAA
Cajanus cajan (pigeon pea) is the source of this 652-nucleotide messenger RNA. Its product is annotated as mitochondrial ATP-independent inner membrane protease subunit 1b. Lineage: Eukaryota; Viridiplantae; Streptophyta; Magnoliopsida; Fabales; Fabaceae. Gene Ontology annotation, molecular function: serine-type endopeptidase activity. Gene Ontology annotation, cellular component: membrane; mitochondrial inner membrane peptidase complex. The record is from RefSeq and is a predicted model, not a curated record.